AGAAGUUCUCUCGACUUUUUUUUCCGUCAUCUCCGUUUAUCUUUUUGCCUUGUUCAUACAUUAUACGUAUUGAACCCGCCGCCACGUCGCUAAACGAAUAUAAUGUGAUUCAUGAAAAACACUGAAAUUAAAAAAAAAAAUGAGUACUGUGUACGAGUAAAUAUAAACUAUUAAUCGAAACUUGAAGGUCAAAUGAGGUUAAAAAUAUGAGUGCAUGUAUGCCUGAAUUUAUAUAAAAUCCCAUUGCGCGUAUAAAAUUUAAAUACACCGAGUUGAAACGCCAAUCGACGUCGUCUUCGUUUAGUACCAACGUGUGUUGUAACUACAGAUAAAAUAACUGUUGAUAAUCUUCCCACAGUUUUUUCACGCCGAAUAAGAAAUACGACCGUAGAAGAUAUUAUGAAUCGUUUGUCGCUGAUUGCGAUCUGUCUAUGGCUCUACAAUGGAUGGUGCUGUGGCGCUCCAGCGGCGGGUCUACUUUCACCUCAACGACGGCCAGCCGUCGACCCGCACUCAGUGCCACUGGUAAACACGCCGAAUUACGUCCGAAAUCGCGUGUUUGGUUCACGACAGCAGCCGAGGAAGUCUUCGGCGACGGUAUCGGUGCAGGGCCCAGUGGACAGUGGACAGCAGGUGGAUGGAGAUCAGGAUGCUGCGGAUACAGUUGGCAUUAACUUUGGGCUGGGCAUCGGGCUGGACACGCCACUCAUCGACUCACUUCUAGAGCGGUUGUUGAGGCGUAAGCAGCUCCUGUUAGCCGCGGCUGCGGCUGCUUAUCCGGGUGCUGCUGGUUGGGGCGUGGGCGGCGGUGGCAGUGGAGGUUAUUUCCCGGGACCGGCAGUAGUAUUCCCGUACGGUGCUGGUGGCGGCGGUGGCGGCGGCGGAGUUCUUCCGUGGAACAGGCCCGCUGCAUAUCCGUUUCCGUUCGUGCCGUCCCUGAACCCGUUCGGAGGUGGUGGAGGCGGUGGAGUGGGCGGCGGUGGUUGGGGUGGUUUCGGCAGUGGCGGCAUCGGUGGCGGUGGCUGGGGUGGUGGUUGGGGAAAUUUCAACCCGCUGUUGGAUUUCGACGAUUUUGGAUGGAAGAACAACAACGCACAACAAUAAGCGUUCUUAACCAUUACGCAUUUAAUUUUCAUAAUUAUAAAUACAUUUGAUACAAAAAAAAUCUGUUUAAUAUUAAGAAACAAAAAAUAUUAUAUAAAUAAAUUUAAUUAUUUUAAAAAUA
This is a messenger RNA of Aphis gossypii (cotton aphid), 1225 nucleotides long. RefSeq names its product elastin-like. Bases 400 to 1104 code for a protein of 234 amino acids. NCBI's taxonomy places the organism in Eukaryota, Metazoa, Arthropoda, Insecta, Hemiptera, Aphididae. The record is from RefSeq and is a predicted model, not a curated record. The transcript is spliced from 2 exons.